UUUUUCUGCUCGAAUUGACUGAAAUUUACUCUGUUAUUGGUUGUCAAAGAAUAUUCUAAAUACGUGAGUACAUUGCGUGCUAGUGAUUUGAUCUAAUUGCACUACUGAAUAUAUACAGUUUUAUUGGAGAUGCAUCACGAACUAUACGACUUCCCACUUUGGUUCUUCGUGCUCGAAGGGAUAACUCUGUUAGCCCUACUUCUACUUACAAUUGUCUCUUUUUUACUGUAUUUCAUCGAAAUUCAAAUUAUUUUUGCAUAUAGGAAAACUACUUUCCGAGGACCAUUCUAUCGUUUGAUGUUUGUUGGAAUAAUAGUCGACAUGUUAUCAACAAUUAAUAUGUUCACAGGACAAGUGAUUCCUGCUCGAAGAUGGUUUGAACCAUUUUUAAUCUACAAUCAAAGUUGGCUUGGCUCAAUAUUCUUUGUAAUAACGUAUGGUGGAAGAUGUAUUCAAGGCGCCACGGCAGCUAUUCUAUCAUUUUGUAGAGUUUGUGCAGUUUGCUUUCCGAUUUUUUAUCACAAGCUCGGUGAACCAUGGUACCUUCACACAAUGCAAGCAGUUCAAUUGGCUGGUGGAGUAAUCGCUUUUGUGAUUUUGUGGCCGGACUCCUAUGAAUAUAUUUUGGAAGACAAUUGUUUUUACUCGGUUGGAUCGGAUGACACUGAUGCAGAUUGGUUCUAUAAUUUUGUAGCAAUUAUGGAAGUGGUUUUGGUUCUGGCGAUAAUUGUGAAUAAUGUGGUUACAUAUACUAUGUUCAGAUUGAAAUUUAACAAGAAAUCUGCCAUCAAAUCAAACUCUAUUACACCAAGUCAACAUCAAUCGAACCAAGAGAAACAAAAACGAGAAAAUGGACUGGACAAAAUGACGUUCAUAGUGUGCCUGGUUGAGCUGAUCUAUUUUGCAUUUGUAGUUUAUUCACUUCAAAUCAAUCAAUACAUGAAUAAGCGAAUAUUUUACUUUUUAUAUAACAUCCUUUGUGUCAUAUAUUCAACGUUCUCAGCCUGGAUGCUUCUGAUCAUAUCAAAACCUAUUAAUUCUCAAGUUCGUCAGCGAUUCUCAAAUCUCGGUGGUAAAAAGUUGACCCGGUCAAUUUCAAUAUCCGUCCAAGGAAGUCGAGAUAAUAACAAAUCAUGA
Caenorhabditis elegans is the source of this 1137-nucleotide messenger RNA. It is a transcript of the gene srv-9, whose product is annotated as Serpentine Receptor, class V. The transcript has 7 exons. The record is from RefSeq and is marked reviewed. Bases 130 to 1137 code for a protein of 335 amino acids. NCBI's taxonomy places the organism in Eukaryota, Metazoa, Nematoda, Chromadorea, Rhabditida, Rhabditidae.